This is a messenger RNA of Peronospora matthiolae, 1305 nucleotides long. The record is from the annotation of a GenBank genome assembly. NCBI's taxonomy places the organism in Eukaryota, Oomycota, Peronosporomycetes, Peronosporales, Peronosporaceae.
AUGCGCUUCGUCCCGUCCCUUGCAAUCAACUUGUCGCCGAGGACACGCGCGUUUUCCAGCUCGUCUGCACGACAGUCGCACCUUGUAGUGAUCAACGCCGGUAGCUCCUCGCUCAAGUACUCGCUGUUCGGUCUCAAGGCCGACGGCGUGGAUGCCGCCGUGUUCACGGGCCUCGUGGAGCUGUCCACCGCCAACAGCAGACACGGCCGAAUCGUGCACAAGGCGCUGACAAGCGGCGAGAAAGAGGAGAUUGAGAUGCCGCUGGACACGCACCGCACGGCGCUCGAGACGGUCGUGGACAAGUUCUUUGGCUCGGACCUCAGCAGUAUCAAGGCUGUUGGCCACCGCGUGGUACACGGCGGGGAAGCUUUCAGUCGCGCCUCUCUCGUAGACGAUCGGGUGAUUGACGCUAUUAAGCAGAACACAAAGUUGGCCCCGCUCCACAACCCGGGCAAUCUCCUGGGCAUUGAGGUGGCGACGGAGGUCUUUGGUCCGUGCCCGCAAGUUGUGGUGUUCGACACGGCCUUCCACGCGACAAUGCCGCCAAAGGCCUAUACUUAUGGUCUCCCGAUGAAGCUCUAUGAGGACUUUGGCGUGCGUCGCUAUGGAUUUCAUGGGACAAGCCACCAGUAUGUCACCAAGAAGGCGGCAGCCCUUCUUGGCAAAGCAGUUGAAGAGUGCAACUUUAUCACGUGCCACUUGGGCAAUGGGUCAAGUAUUGCUGCAAUUCGAAACGGUCAGUGUAUCGACACGAGCAUGGGCAUGACCCCUCUCGAAGGUCUUGUCAUGGGUACUCGCUGCGGUGACGUUGAUCCUGCUCUGCACGCUUUUCUCUGCAAGGAGCUCGACAUGACCAUCCAGGAGGUCAACACGAUGCUCAACAAGAAGAGCGGGUUGCUCGGCAUCUGCGGCGAAAGUGACAUCCGUGCCAUUCAAGACCGCGUGCGUAUCGGCAGUGACCAGGCUGCUUCUCUAGCGCUAGAUGUGUUCGCUCAUCGUGUGCGUAAGUUUGUUGGCGCCUACGCACUUGAACUUGGUGGUGAUGUCGACGCUCUCAUCUUUACAGCUGGCAUUGGUGAAAACUCGGCUUCGAUCCGUGAGCGCGUGUGUCACGAUCUGGGGUUCCUCGGCAUCGAAAUUAACGGGGCUAAAAAUGCCGCGUCGACGAUGGGUUCAGGUCCCGUUGAGAUCCAGGCUGACAACGCGAAAACCAAGGUGAUGGUUGUCAACACGGACGAAGAGCGUAGCAUCGCUGAACAGACGUACGAGAUUACAUUGGAGCAGUUCGAUGCGCUUGCCAACUGA